Molecule: messenger RNA, 1566 nt
Organism: Benincasa hispida (wax gourd)
Lineage: Eukaryota; Viridiplantae; Streptophyta; Magnoliopsida; Cucurbitales; Cucurbitaceae
Source: RefSeq, a predicted model, not a curated record
AUGGCAGCAAAUUCUCAACAGUUUGGAACCAUAGCUGCAGUCAGUGCAAAUCCAUCAAUGACAAUUGGCCAUUUAGCGGAUGUUUUCCCAAAUGCUUUGCAAGGAGCAAUGCUUAAGGUAAAUGUCGUUGGAGGCUAUAACUUCAAUGGGCAAAGCAAAAGGCGGGACCCAUUCAGUCAGGCUGACAAUCCUGAGUGGAAAGACCACCCAAACUUGAAUGGGAAGGGCAGAAGAAGUAGGCUCAGCCUAGUCAUGGAGCUCCGUCUGGUUCAAAGUGCCAUUGAUGCUUUAGGGACCCAAGUCUCUCAACCAGCCACCUCGAUGAAUAAAUUGGAGAGACAAUCUGGCAAACUCCCAUCUCAACCAGAAUCAAACCCUAGAGCAAAUGUAAAUGCAAUGAUGUUGAUGAGUGGCAAGGAGUUGGAACCACCUGCUGAGUCAAAGGAGCCAGAAUUGGAAAGCCCAGGAAUUUCUUCUUCAAAUUCAACCGUUUUACCACAAAAAACAAACAUGGAGCUUGCAAGGCCAAAAGAACCGAUGGUUGACAAGGAUAAUGAGCUUUUGAAGAUGUUUAGGAGGGUAGAGAUAAAUAUUCCUCUCCUCGAUGUCGUCAAGAAAAUUCCUAAAUACACCAAAUUCCUUAAGGAGCUUUGCAUAAGGAAGAGACAAGCCAAGGAAAAGGAGAGAAUGGUGGAGGUUAUAUGGGAUGUCUAUGACAAUGAUGAGGAUCACUCAGGAGAUUUGAUCCCACUUGGAGAGCUUACCAUCUUGUCUAUGAUUGAGCCAGCACCUACAUUGGAGAUGAAGGAGUUUCCAGACCACCUAAAGUACGCCUAUCUGGCGGAAGCUGAGACCUUGCCUAUUAUAAUUUCAAAGAACCUGACUGAGGAACAAGAGAAGCAGUUGGUGGAGGUUUUUAUGGAUGACGUUACUGUGUAUGGAGACUCAUUUGCUGAUUGUCUGUCUAAUUUGUCUAGGUUCAUAAAACAUUUUAGUAAGAUUGCUCAGCUAGUGACCUCUCUUCUUCAAAAGGAUGUGGCCUUUGAUUUCUAUGAUGAUUGCAGAAGAAGUUUUGAUGUGCUAAAGAACGCCUUGUCGUGUACUCCGGCAGACGAUAUUUCCAUGACUCCUUGGUAUGCUGAUAUUGUGAAUUACUUGACCACUGCAAAGACCACAAUUACUGAUGAUGCUAAAGUGGUUGCAGGUUUCUUAAAGACUAACAUUAUAUGCAGGUUUGGCUUCUUGAAAGCAAGCAUAAACAAUCAAGGAUCACACUUUUGCAAUCGGGUCAUUGCUUCCUUGUUGAAGAAGUACAGUGUUCAAUAUCGUAUUGCCACCCCAUACCACCCUCAAACUAAUGGGCAGGCGGAGGUGUCCAACAAGGAAGUAAAGACCAUUUUGGAAAAGGUGGUCAACCCAGUAAGGAAGGAUUGGAGCCUCCGACUUGAUGACACUCUAUGGGCUUAUAAGACAGCCUUCAAGACUUCUAGUGGGAUGUCUCCCUACUGGAUGGUUUAUGGAAAAACUUGCCAUCUUCCAGUUGAAAUCCAACAUAAGGCAUACUAG